Molecule: messenger RNA, 757 nt
Organism: Podospora pseudocomata
Lineage: Eukaryota; Fungi; Ascomycota; Sordariomycetes; Sordariales; Podosporaceae
Exons: 2
Coding region: 1-180 (59 amino acids)
Source: RefSeq, a predicted model, not a curated record
AUGGUUAGUUUGCAAGUCUCCAUUGGAACGUCAACAAUCGAGGAAAAUCUUACUCAGCUCAAGCUCACUCCAGUCUUGCUGACCAGCGGCGUUGAUGCACAUGCAGUUCAACCGACUGUUCUUUGGUGCUCCGUCAUAUUGGAGGCCGCCUUGGCUGCACAUGCCACAUAUUCCCGUUGAGGUUGGUGAUGCACUUGUUCAUGUCUUGCCUUGUCCGCCUCCAACCACCACUCUUGGUUCUGCAUGUCGCCACCAUGUAUCGGUCACCUUCCAUGUACCAAUCCUGGUUGCAACUUUGGAAGAAACCACCACCUUGAGCAAGAGCGCCACCAAUCUCGGUCAGGAGCACGGUUGUGAUACCAGAGAGUGUCGAGAACUUCAUGGUGAGUGUCGAGGAAGCGGUGGAAGCAGAGAGGUGAUGGACUCAGUAGGGAAAGAUAGUUCGGCGGCCCCCCGGGCCAUAAUAUGUAUCACGAGUCUCAAUCCUUCUGGCAUUCUCGAUACCCUACAGCCACGCAGCAUGAGCCAAGCUGCAUCAUAAUUGCCAACAGCCAUGUCUAAGAUUCACCGACUUUUCUUGGUAAACCCCAACAUCAAUGGGAAUGAUAUUGGAGAGUGACAUUGGAGAAACCAACAGUGGAUGCUGGAGGCCAGCCGAUCACGCUUGAUCAUGCAAGGCUAAUGAACUGGGUAUACCAAGAGUUGACUAAAUUUUGUUGGUGGCAGUAUCGAAAGUUAUAACCAUUAUGGAGACCGG